CACUUGGUAACCUCGUCAUAAGUACGUCACACACGCUUAUUUCAGUCUUCCCCACUUGUAGUGUAAUGGCAGGAACUGUGCUGACAUGAUGGGAGGCUACAGACAUGCGGUAGUUGUGGGGAACGCGGAAAUUUAAGUCUGCCUCCGAGAUCUUGUUGUAGUCGUGCAGCAGUUGUGAGAAGCAGGAUCACCCUGCUGUAAAUCCGUGUUGUCCCGAAUGGUUCUAUGUAGGGCACUUACUACCAGCAGAGUGCAAUGAAUAUAUUGAUGAGUGCGGGAUGACCAGUUGGCUGAGAGACUCACCACUGCGCGUGUCGCUUGGGCGACGUCGUGCACCUUCACCUCUGCACGAUGUUGACCCUGCUGCUGCCUUUCACUCAUUCAUUAAACAUUGGCAACAAACCUGUGAAAUUUUUUCAAGAACUCGGUUAAGGGGUGAGGUGAGUGCUGAUGACGUGACAGCCGUGAUAAAUCACCUGGCCCAGAUGGUCACGUUGCUUUUGGUGGACCUGAAGCAGAUAAAGACUCACAGUGCACGAAAUCAAAAUGGCAUACCACAGAAAGUUUCUACGGGAGUCAAUGGGAGGGACGCGACCAUAGGUAAUCCCUUAGAAGAUAUACAGGAAGUCAACAGCCAGCACUCGUCUCUGCCGGCAGAAGAUCCUCCUCACACUCCAAUCUUUGAUCACUUCGUUGGUGAAGAAAUCCUUGACACUAUUUUGACGUGGAGCCUCAACACUGGAGAGUUUGUGAAUGCCUUAAAACUGGAACAACUGAAGGUACAUGAACAACUUUUGAGUCACUCAAGACAAGAAAUACUUGUGUACAAGCCCAUCAUCCGUCCUCUACUGCGACUCUUGGCGUCAUGUGGUGGUUGCGUUCCUGUGGAGGUUGAGAAACGUCUUGUUGUGCUUCUCAAUCAACUGUGUGUGUCACUCAUGCAUAACCACCAUUUACUGGAUUUCUUCUUUCAGUUCUCCAAUGAUCAAGGUCCUACCAAGUUCGUGAUCUUCUCUCUCUUACUGCCAUUUGUUCACCGGGAGGGGGGCAUUGGGCAGCAAGCCAGGGAUGCAUUGCUUCUUUGUAUGGCACUGUCUGCAUCACACACCUCUGUUGGCCAGUACAUUGCUCAACACUCAAACUUUUGUCCUGUAUUGGCAGCAGGCCUUAGUGGUUUGUAUUCUAUGCUGCCACGCUCGCUGUCUGUUGAGUCAGAUGGGUGGCAUCGCCUGUGUAUGGAAGACAUAGCUGAUAUUUCUCAACUCCAGCUGUUUUUGAAUUCCUUAGAAUUCUGCAAUGCAGUUGUUCAGGUUGCCCAUCCUCUAGUAAGGAAGCAGUUAGUGGAGUUCUUGUAUCAAGGAUUCCUUGUUCCUGUCUUGGGUCCAGCACUGCAUCAGGGUGAUGCAGUCAAUGGGGAUAUUGAAGCACACAACACUCCUGUUUUCCUGUCAGUGGUUGGGGAGGUCGUUGCAGCUACAGCAUACGUGGAGUUGUGUUUACGUACCGUGACAGAGCCAGAGUUGCGCAGAGUGUUCCUGGCCUUCCUACUCGUCUCUCCCAACAGUCCUGCUUUGGAGCCUCCCAUUAUUUCUAUUCUUAUUUCAAGACUACACUCGCCUAACACGCAACUUUGCCUAGUUACAUUGAGUCUGUUUUGGACAUUGGUUGAGCUAAAUUGUGAAGACUUAAUGGUGGCACUUGUCUUUCAAUACCUGACACCUUGCACGCACGUGAUGCUCUCCCAACGCUCUCGUCUCACUCAGCCUCCGGACCCUGCAGCCAAGUCUUCUCUUAGGCUUGUUCAUCUUAUCCCUGAUGUGUGUCAGGCAGAGAACUCCCAAAAGCAGCCAGAAGUGUUAGAGCCUUCACGCACACAGUAUUCAUCAACUACACCUCAGUCAUCACCAACUACGUUCCUUGUGCCACGCCAUCAACGAUCGCUAUCCAAUGCAUCUACCUGUUCAUCAGAAAGUGAUCUUAUGUCUUUAGACCAACCAACAACAUACUCAUAUUACCUUAAUGAAGCUCAAAUGAGCAUAGCAGCUUGUAAAGGUGCGUGCUCAUGUUGGGCAUGGCGAUAUGAUGGCCUUAACCCAUCACCUACUCAAGCUGUGGAGAUGUUGGAUGCUGCUCGUCUUAACCCACCGGUGUUAUAUCCUAAGCUUCGUUCUCACUCGGAUCCUACAACUUCACAGUCAUCGGAUGCAUCACAAGCAGAGGCCAGAAUUCGUAGCACCAGUUUGCCUUCUGAUGUCAGAACUAGUAAGAUUGAUAUAAAACCAGUGCUCAAUGGUGUAUGUGAUAUUGAACAUAAUGUGAACAGAUCAGCUCAAUCUGGAACGUUUGGAGGGAGAGGAGAGAGGAUAAUGGGCCAAGGUGGGGAAGAAGAGAAUCUUGACUCACUUGGGGAGAGCAGUGGCUAUGAAAGUUUUAAUAUUAGAGCAUCAAGGGAUUCUUCUCCAGUCAAUAGCUCAGAUGGGUCACCUAGAAGUCAAAUAGUUAAUCAAGGGUCAUCUAGUGUGUGUGCCACCAGUGAGUCUAUAGAGAAAAAAGAUUCAUAUAUGUCAAAUGAAGAUGAUCAGGAAUUUAUUGAUUCUCUACAAAGAUCAUCAACUCCUACAGAGCUUGCUGGGCUUGAGGAAACGUUGCGUGAAAUAGACCAAGCUUUUACUUCUUUUAAGAUAUAUGAUGUCAGCUUGUCUAAGUCCUACAAUAAGGUGUAUCGUCUGGAGAUAACAGGAGAUGAAGGGGAGUGGGUGGGUCCUCCAUGGCACAGUCAUGAACCGUCGCCAGAAGUAACAGAGAAGGCCGCUGCUUCAGAGUCACAGCCACGGCCAACAAUAGGACCAUUCUUGGAAGCACUGAUGUUACGAAUAGAUCAGAUGUUGUCGUCCAGCAUUCAUGUCAACCUACUGGUGAUGACAAUAAUGAGUCGCCUGGCCACGUACCCAACGCCACUCCUCUCUUCGUUGUUACUUGACACGUCUAUUGUCUUCCAACCUUCUGUUCGAUCAUUAGUACAGGUGAUAAGUGGCUUGAAACAGAGAAUUGAUAGCCUUCUUACUUCUGAAGAUACACCUCUACUAGCAGAAGCCAGAACAUGGUUUGUUAGGAGAUUGAUUGUUCCACGAUUUUCUCCUUCCACUCCUCGCACGCGUUCAGUGUCUUCAUCUUCAACGGACACCCCUCUUGUCAGAGGUGAAGGGAAGCGACGUAGCAUCUCGCAAACAAUGACUGCCUUGUUUCGACGCACUACCAACACUGAGCGGCCAACAAUCAAGGAGUCGCCCCUUGAAGAUCUUCCUGAUAAAUCUGGUUACAGGUAAGAUUAAGUUAUUUAUAUAUCCAAGAC
This is a messenger RNA of Procambarus clarkii (red swamp crayfish), 3352 nucleotides long. Lineage: Eukaryota; Metazoa; Arthropoda; Malacostraca; Decapoda; Cambaridae. The record is from RefSeq and is a predicted model, not a curated record.